AAACAGCACACCACGAUACAUGCUGGCGAGACUGGAACACAACUCGGGAGUCAGCUUCGAUAAAAGUGAUGGUACAGCCUGCCAGUCCAGCUCUAAAACACACUUACUGACUCAGUGUGUUUUGAGGAAAUAUACGGAUCUCUUCUGACUCUGGUGGUCGUUCAGCAGAAUUUCCUUCAGUUUUCAAAUGACCUUGUUCAAGAGUGAACAUCGCAGCCUAAAAUACAGUAGUAUGGCUGGGGAUCUACAGUCCUGCAGAUACAAAGCAGGAGUGAAACGUUGCAGCGCUGAUGGGUACAGAGAUGAGAAUCAUCUUGAAUGUGGCUGCUACCAAGAAGAGUUCUAUGAAAGGGGUUUUGAUCAUCCUGGUCCUGUCUCAAUUAAAAUGAUUCCAAAUAACACCAACCCUCCAAAACGACCACGUUCUUCCUCCUCCUCUUCAUCCCUGCAGUGCAGCAAGCAACUGACCAAAAGCAGAUCCAGGAUCAGCUACUCCAGCUCUAGAGGAGCUCACUUGAGGAUGGAGGAGCUCCAGUGUAUUAAGAGAGAGCUAAAGGUGAUAAAGAAUCAGAUUGAUGAGCUGCUGAACAGUCUGGAGCACAUGGACACGCAGAACAGCGACGCAUCUGAAGGUAGCCCGCCCCACUCUCCGCUCAGCAGCUCUGUGAGCAGUAUGGAGGGGUCCUCCUGCAGUCCCCUCAGGUCCAGCAGAGUGUUCAGAGAAAGACAGAGCCACGAGCCAAGACGAACAAGAGAUGAGGAGAGACGGAUGAAACAUGAGUCAGAUUUUUAUUAUAUUUAAGAGUUGAGAUCAGGUUAUGUCAGCAGAUAUCCAGAGGUGGGACUGAAGAAGAGGUGUGUCGUUCAUUGUAGCUUCAGAUUUUACACCAUGGAAAAGUCUCCACCAGGCCAGAGCAAAGAAACUGCGUUUCAUCACAAAUAUAACUCCAGUAGAAUUUAAGCUUUAGCCAUACCUCUAUGCAUUAAGCCUAUUACUGAUCCACCAUUUGCUCUCUGGACUUUUCUUGCUAUCUGCCAUUCAUAUUUGUCCUGAUGUGACCCAUUUUGAUAAGCUGAGUUGGACUUACAGUAGCACAAACAAAGAAACUUUAAUCCACUGUAUAAUCCCCUAAAGGAUCAUAUAAUGCCAUUGACACAGCAGUUGUCAAAAGAUAGAACAAAAUGAUCCCUUCAAUUUGGAAUCAGAGAUCAUCGUAAACUAAGAGUCAACGAGCUGUGGAACAGCUGUCUAAACAGAGCUACGCAAACAGAAUUAGAUCUGCAUAUUAACAGAAUUUUCAUUAAGCUUCUGCAUAUAGUUUUAUAACCAAGACUUUUUCCAUGAUAUCACCUCAGUAACAGUUAUAAGAUAAGCUAAUUAAAUCAUGUGGUCACUCAGAAAACAGUUCAGCCAGUAAGAAGAUGAUUGUGUUAAAUGAACAGCUUUUACUGUUGUUAGGCUGCAUACACGCUUCAAAGCAAAGUAGUUAAAGCCACAUUCAGGAAUUUUGUGUCUACUGCAUUUAUUGUGUACUCAUUUAUUCCUGAUGAUGACAGUUUUUUUUUUAAAUAUUCCAGUUUCCAUUUUAAACCAAAAUAGUGUUUUUAUUUUUAAAAACAAUGCAAAUAUAUACAAACAUUUUAUUGUAUUGCAUAAAUCUGCAUUUUAAAUGGGAAAUUGCACAGAUUCUUC
Molecule: messenger RNA, 1693 nt
Organism: Colossoma macropomum (tambaqui)
Lineage: Eukaryota; Metazoa; Chordata; Actinopteri; Characiformes; Serrasalmidae
Exons: 9
Coding region: 188-802 (204 amino acids)
Source: RefSeq, a predicted model, not a curated record